AUGUGUACUGUCGUGACCCCAACCMCCGCCAUUCCGACGCAGCCAAGCCAUUCGCCCACCGAGGAGGCAGCUGCAGAAUUGCCUCGCGCAUACUAUGAAAAAAUAGCGGCCACCCACGAUUCGAUUGAUAAGGUGCAACAGUCAAUUACUGUGGCGCUCCAGCAAAUCGAUAAGAACUUUUCAGAUUGCUACAAAUGUGCCCUGUCUUUAUACCAGGAAUUGGCUCAGUACCAUGCUCUUCAACUGGAAACACGAAAGGCGCUCGAGGUAAUAUGUGGGGACAACGAGUUUUUGUUUUCUGCACUUGGUGCAUCUCCAUUAAGACAAGAUCCCAUCGAAAAUUCACGUGCCAACUCACACUCCGAUUCGAAUCCCAACCGGGCAUCGAUUUUUCAAGCAAAAGAUGGGGCCCUCAUUGAUCCGGUUACGCCAAAAGCAAACGCGUUGCUAUUCCAUUACCUCAGAAGAGCUUCUCUUGCAAACCACCAGCAAGCUUUUAAUGAAUCUCCCAACGAAGCGCUGCAAGAAUAUCAACACAGUUCUACCCCAUUAUCGGACAGGAGCGAUAGUAGCACCAUGUCUCCCCCUUCCAUUUCUAUAACCCCGUCUUCUUCUAUGGCACCUCCUUCUUUAACAUUUCUAUCUGAAGAAUCUUCAAUGAUAGCUCAAGAUGGGGCCACUGCUCAAGGGCACUCCAUUCUAAUGGAUUUCAGCCCUAGAAUUCGAAAAUCCGUCGGUAACGCCUCCGCCUUUUCUUCUCCUACUCGGGAUCAAUCCUUUGUGGGAUCGCAAAAGACACCUACCACUCCUGUAAAUAAGAUAGCUGAAGCCGAUCCAAUGCUAACGCUGUCGAUGGAGAGACUCUCUGUCCGGCAAUCGAUGGAUGGUGAUUUAUCUCCAAAAAUUCUGAAAUUCUCAGUGGCAAAUUCAAAUGAAGUUGAAGAUAUCAUUUCACAUACAGGAUCAAAUGAUGCCGAUCAAAAUCAAGAUAGCCAUGAAGAUAGCGAUGAAGAUGCCGCAACUACGAAUUUAAAUGAAGAUCCCUCCGAUUUUUCUUUGGAUCGCUUUCCAAUCGUAUUUCAGACGCUUUCCGAAGUAUGCUCGCUUGUCAGCGUUUCUGAGGAAUACGCAGAAAUCCUAUUGGACCUGCUCGUACGAAAGAAGCAUAUCGUUUGCGAUAUCCAUCAAGCCCAAAAGUCCUGGUUUAGGAUUAAUUAA
Molecule: messenger RNA, 1218 nt
Organism: Mitosporidium daphniae
Lineage: Eukaryota; Fungi; Microsporidia
Exons: 3
Coding region: 1-1218 (405 amino acids)
Biological process (GO): attachment of spindle microtubules to kinetochore
Cellular component (GO): DASH complex; mitotic spindle
Source: RefSeq, a predicted model, not a curated record